AUGCCACGUCGUAAGGCAGUCGAUGGUGCGCCGCCGGCGCCAAAAGCGCCCCGAUCUAGAAAGAAGAAAGUGAAUCCAGAGGAGAACAAACCACCAGAUGCAUAUGAUCCAUCAAUGAUGCAUCCGAAUGGUUAUAUGGAUGGACCACCGCCGCACGGAAUGGAAGGAAGUGCCGGCGGAUAUGGUCCACCAUAUGGUGAUUAUGGUGCAGCUCCGCCAUAUCAUCCAAGUUAUGGUGCACCUCCACCAUUUGGAAGCCCCGAACCUGCCAAUAGUCCAUAUAUAAUGCCGCAACAAUCAAAUACACCUCAACCACAAAUGAUGUGAGCAAUAUUGAUGUUUUUUUUUCAGCAAAACAAUGAACAAAAUAUGCAGUUUUUCCCCUAAUCCCAUAAUCCUGAGGGUCCCCAGCAGAAAAUCUUGUUGUUUUUUUUUCAAUCAUAUAUUUUACAGUAUGCGACCAAUGCCUCCACCACAACAACACACACCAAAUCAAUUAGGACCAGCGCCAAGUGCGCUCGAGUUCAGGAUACAUGAGAUGAAUCGACGAUUGUACAUUUUUAGCUCAACAGGGGUGAGUUGCUCAUAUUAAUAAUAGAGUGUAGUUUGGUGUUCGAAAAAGGAUUUAUAAUUUUUGAGAUCUUAUUUAUCGUAAUUUUUUUUCGCCAAAUUUCACCCCGGGAACUUGAAAAAUUCGAAUUUCAAUGAAAAUUAUUUUUGAUCUACAAAAAAUUUUGAAUAAAUUUUGAUCUACGAAAAUUUUAAAUUAAUUUUGUCUGCAGUACAUAAUACCUAGAAAUUGAUUUUGAUCUACAGUACAUAAUACCUAGAUGUUAAAAAAAUCAAUCAAUAAUUUAAAUAAUUUUUUUGCAGAUUUCGGAAAGCGAUCAUCAACAAUGGUGGGAUGCGUUUUCACACGAAUUUUUCGACGACGAUUGUAAACUGUGGUUUGUGAUUGGCGACGAUGCGACACCAAUUCAAGAGCGAGAGAAAUAUUGUGAGUUUUUUUUUUGGAAAAUAUCUGGUUUUGAAUCUGGGAUUUUUUUGAGCUCGUAUUUUUGAACUACAAAAUUAACUAGAUUUGGACUAACUUCUGUCAUUCUGUAUCCGAAAUCUCAAAAAUUCCAGCUGAAAUCAAAUCUAGAAUAACCUUUUAACAUUCCAUUUUUCCAGGUGUUGGACGAAAUACGGUACCCCGUUUCUUCCGAUCAAUUUUCGACAGCGGAAUGCGCGAAUUACUCUAUGUGCUACGCGGUCCAUCGCGAGAAUGCCAAUCGCCCGGCGGUUUUCCCGCAUAUGAAAAUGAAAGUGUGUUGCAAGUGACGAAAUUCGAUUCACCAGCUCAUACCGAGGUUUGUAUCGCUUUCUUUUUUUCUGCUGAAAUUUUAUUCUCACACUCAUACACACACAAGUUUUCACACACAGUUUUGCUCCCUCCCUCCAAAUAAUUAUAGACCUGACAUGCUGAAGAGUUGAUUUUUUGAUACACCGUGAGAAAAGAUCUGACGCUUUUUGUGAUUUUGAGAUUUUUUUUUCUUCGCAUACCCGAAUUGUUUUUUCAACUGAUUGAAGAUUUAGUAGUUUCAAUAUUUAUUUGAAUUGAAUCCCAAUGAAAUGAUAUUUUUUCAGAUCAACACAGAAUGUAGGUUAUAUGUUGAAUUUACACCAUACGACGAGGUGCUGAAUUACCGAAUUCGAGCAUGGACGUUGGAAAUGAAACAAUGUGACGAGUUUAUUUAUAGUGAUAUUAAACAGGUUGGUUUUUGCCGGGAAAGAUUUUGAAAUGAGCCUAGGGAAUCAGACACGAUUCCGUGGAUGUUUCAAAUUAUACCAGGGUGGCGUUUCCCAUAGGGCCAGGUUUAACUUUUUUGUAAAAUGAGGCAUAAAAAUAUUGCUCUUCCAAAAAAUAGUCCUAUCAGAUUUCCCCUAAAAUCAAAAAAGUACUGUAUUUCUGCGUUGUAACAAUCCAAAAUUGAAUUUUGUGUAAUGUACAGUAUUCUUUCUUGCUCUGGAUGUAACAUUGAUAAUAGUUUUUUUUUUUUGAAAAACCAUCUUCCGAUUUCAUAUUUUCCAACGAAAAUUUUCAAACAAAUAAAAAAUUCUGUUGUUUCAAAAAAAGUGGAAUUUUUUCAUGCAUUUGAAAUUAUUCAACGCGUUUUUUGUAGUCUAGAAUAGAAUAGAAUAGCUAACCAAAAACUAUUCCCAUUCCCAUAAAAUAAUGUGGUAUUUGCAAAUAUCCCGUGGGACCAUGUUGUCUUCACUAAUAGAUGUUUAUGAUUAUAUGGGGCUCCACCAAAAAUAGAAGAAGAAGAAGGAAACAAGUUGUUUGUUUCUCUAGUCGUUAUAUUUUCUUGUUGUCUCCAGCUCCACGUAAUGAGUUGAAAUAGUGUGCAAAAGUUGGAGAGUAUCUCUUGCUUUUUCUUUUUCUUAUUUUUUUUUUCGAAGAAGAAAAAAGAAAAAGCCAAAACGACGACUACUAGUAGUACUGAUGUGUUUUGUUUUCUCUAGUCACGUCUUGCUAUUUUUUUCGUGAAGACAUAAGGGGUGAAAAAAAAAGAUAGAAUUUGCAUUUCACAUUUCACAUCUCACAUCAAGAAGGAAAAAGUAUAACAUAAAAUAAAAUAGAAUAAAAUGAUCAUAAAAAGGCGAAGCAACAAAAUGUUUAUUCUAGCUUUUCUCGAAGAAAAGAAAAAGCAUUUACGCUUCAAUAAGAUUCAACUUUUUUCUUCUGCUUUGUGAACGAAUUGUUUUUCAUGGAAUAAGGGGUCAGAGUUUUGAAACUUGAUGUUUUUGGAACGAAAAAAAUUGUUUGAACAGAUGCAUUUGAUCAGCUUUUUUGUCAGAUGAAACAAACAGAAACGUGUGAAUUUUGAAACAGCAAAUUUUGACUAGAAAAUAUUUUGGAAUAGGGAGACAAUACAAAAAUUCGCGCAUAUAAGAAGAUCAACAUUUUUGAACCGAUCGCUUUUGUGAACAUUUUUUAACCUGAUGAAUAACAUAGCGAAAAUUUAAUUUCCUGAAACCUUAGUUAAUUCAAAAAAACUUUCAGAAAAUUUGGCGAUCUAAAUUUUCUGAAGUUAAUUUUGCCGCAAAUUUGAGGAUCAAAAAAUCAUUUUUAAAAGUAGUGAUUCUUCUGGAAUCUUUUAUUAUUAGAUUUGAUAAGCCUCUUGGCGAGGAUUAAAAAAACAUGAAAUUGUUUCAACAAAAAAAAAACUCGAGUUUUUUAGAGUAAAAUUCAGCGGAAAGAUACAAAAUCAAUAAAUUUUCAAAAUGAAAAUAAUAUUCUUCAAAAUUUGAAACACUGUAGAACUUUUUUUUUCAAAAAAUCUCAAAUUAUUAGAUAUCAAAAAUCAAUAAUAUUUUUUUUUCCAGGAAUAUGAGCGAAUCGAUGGCGGAAAUCCAGAUCGACGACAAAGCACAAAAAUGGGCUUUUUCAAAAACACAGUCUCCCUAAUGUCCCUCGCUCGAAUUCUUGAACCAAUGCAAAUGAUUAUGAGCAGUGCAAAAUCGAAUGGAAUAAGUGUAAGUCAGAACAAAACAUGAAUCACCUUUCAAUAAUAAUUUCAAUUUUCAUUUUGAUUAAAAAUAGAGUACACCACAACUCUUAAUGAGUUUUUGUUAGUUGUUAUUUUUCAUUCCCUCACAAAAAAAAACCAUUUUUCUUCAUCAAUUCUUCGUUUUUUUUCUCCCAUUUCAUCUCAAUCUAAUUAGUAUACCUUUCUUGAUUUUUCCAUUUGUGCGCGCUAAUUGGAUGAUAUUUUUUUGGCGAGGGAAUUGAAAUAGUGCAGCGGAUUGAGAGGUGACAAAGAUUUGUCAUUUUGUCGCAAGUGAAUAAGCUCAUUUAUUCCGAUUCUCACUUGGCUGUUCAGCUAACUAACUCCUAUUAUUACUAUUAUCAAUUUCUAUCAAAAGCAAUUGAGCGAUUUUCUUUGAAAAAAGGAAAAGAACACUUUGAUAAUGUGGCCCAGUUAUACAAAUAAAAUGAAUAAUUUGAAUGAAUUGCUUGGUUUACAGUGGGGUUCCGAUCCGCGAGAUUUGAUGAAACGAACAUUAUUCUAUCACUACAAUGAGACUCAACGCAAAAAUGCUGAAGCUGUGCGACAACAAAUGAGUGAGUUUUUUUGGGGGGGUUUUUUCAUAAAGUUCAAAAAUUUCUUGACAAUUAUAUUCUCUAAGCCCAGCUACUUGAGAAAUAGCGUUUCUAGGCUCGGCUAUUUGGCAUUUUAGCUCUCCCUUAUGAGCUUUACAAAAAAAUUUGAUAUUAGAAAUCUAGAAAUUGCAGAAAAAAGCCAAGGAAAAAAUUGAUCUCAAAGAUCAAAAAAUUAUAUUAUAAUAAAACUCAUUAACUAAAAGUCCCAGGAAAGGAAAAAAAAACUUUGUUACUACAAUUUCCGCCGCCAAUUUUUUUCUCGUUCACGAAUAAUUGAGAAAGUCUAACUUUUUUCUAUAUUAUACUUUCAUUAGAUUUGCACUUUACUUUCGUAUAGCUGAUUUUUUCUCAUUAUUUUCUUGCCACUUUCUUUUUGAUGUUGGAAUUUAAUGAAAAGCUUAACGACUAUCUAUAGAAAAUUGCUUUUUUUUCUAAUCUAAUCCCUUAUGAUUGCGAAAAUAUAUGAAUAAUAGGCAUUAGUUCUAGAAUUUUUAGCUCAUUUUGGAUUAUAAUGAGAUUUGUUCUUAUAAUCGCACAUUCUUUGACGCUGUUACAAUUUUUUGACUUGACUUGUGUUAAAAAAUAUUAUUCUCUAGGAUACGAUAGAAUACAAAUCUAACAAACUUGUUUUUCGUUUCCUCUUCAUUUUUUUCCAUAAUAAUUAUUACUAGAUUUCUCCAAAUAGAUUUGUUGUUGUUUUUGGUUUGUUAAUAAUUAACUUUCUGACCAUACCAGUUUUACCAAGGGAUUUGCAAAUCAAAAAACAUUGAAAAAAAAACAAACCGAAUUUCAGGUGCACCAACAAUGAUAAUGCCACCAGCGGAGCCAGAAAAACCAAAACCGGUUAGAAAACGUCAACGAAAGCCGGCAGCAAAUGCGAAAGCUAAGAAAACAGCAGCAGCAAAUGCGGCAGCUGCUGCAGCAGCCAACGCAAGUCCAGCACCAUCUGCGCAACAAUAUCAGCCAAAUCCAAUGGCGCAAUCGGUAAGUUAACAGUACAUGAUAUCUGGGGAAGAAAUUAGCGCGUGCCAGGGAAAAAAUAUGACUUUUUUUAAAGAAUUUUUCUGAAGAAUGUUUUUUUCCAAUAAUCUGUCUACCAAAAAUCAAAAAACAAUUUUUCAAGAACUUCCAAAGAGUCCACCAGUUCUAACUAAUUAGUACAAAUUCCCAAAUUUGUUUUUCUUUGCAGUUUUCCGCGAUGGGUUACCAAGAUGUGAUGGUUGUUGGCGAGCCAUCGAUGAUGGGUGGCGAUUUUGGCGACGAAGAUGAGCGAACAAUCUCACGCGUCGAAAACACCCAAUACGAUCCAAACGCAAUUCAAAUGCAUCAAAUGAAUCAAGGCCCACCGCCACAACAAAUGAACGGACCACCAGGUGGAAUGGGUGGACCAAUGGGACCGCCACAAAAUCAAAUGGGCGGCGGUAUUAUGGGUCAAUCGAUUGGCGGAAUGCCGCCACCUAUGACCAAUCAAAUGGUUCCACCAAUGCAUCAGAUGCCGAUGAAUGCGGCGAUGCUUGGCGGAGGUGUUCCGAUGCCAAAUGGAAUGCCAAAUCAGAUGCCGAAUGGAAUGCAACCCGGGUACUCUUUUCAACCACAACAACAAUGGCAACAGCCCCCAAAUUCAGCUAUGAUUACAGGAUAAAUUAAAGGUAGGUGUGAAUAAACUUGAAGAUUCCUGAUCUAUUUUUAUGUUUUUUUUUCAGAUUCUUCUAAUCCCAGUGAUAUUCAAACACAAAUUAGCCGCAUUUAAUGCAAUAAAACCAAUACAACAACGAUAUCAUGACAGGCGUUCAAAAUAUUUUUUCUUCCAAUUUUUUUUCUUCCCCGUUUUUUUUUUAAAUCUACCUAUCCUUUCUUUUCUUGUAAGCCUAAGCCCAAAAUCAACAAACAUUUUUCUAGUGUCAUUUAAACAACGAAUAUUUUUCCAAUCAAAAUUUCUUUUCUUGAUAAGUCAAAAUGUAUAUAAUUACUUCCUUCUCAUUUUUGCUUUUGAAAUUCGAUGGCAAUACAUUUUUUAGUUUUUGUUUUUUGGCUCAUCCUUAUAGUUUAGACUUUAUUGAUUUUUUUCAUUCUCUUGUUUACACACAACAUUUUCGUUUUGGGUCUUUUUUAUUUUGUGAUUUUACCUCCAGACUUCUGUAAAAUGCAACUUACUAUAAGUAUACCAAAACAAGAAUUCAUACCGAUUCUCUAUUUUUCACAAUUGUCAGAUAUGUUUUUCUUUUUUUCUUUUUUUCUUCUCAAUUUCGAUUGUUGAAGAUCUCACAAUUUCAAUUUUUGGCUUUUCAUUGUUUUUUUUGUCAAAAUUUUAAUUUAAAACUUAUUAUGAAUAUGAACUUUGAAAAUUAUUUGGUUUUGUUUUUAUGAAGCAGGAAAAGUGAAUCAUCGAUAUGAAUCAUCGAAUGAGUUCGGGAAUUAAUCAAACAAAAUGAAAAAAAAAAUUUUGACCACUGAGCGGAUCGAACGCCCAACCUUUCGAUCUGGAGUCGAACGCGCUACCAUUGCGCCAAGCAGUCAUCGAGAAGAACAACACUCGUUUCCCUACAAAUAAAACACUCUUCAAACCUUCGCAAUCAGUUUGUUUGAUAAAGUUUGUGUUGAACUGAAACUAGUUUUAUAGAAAAAAAAGUGAUUUGAGAAAAAAUUCGUUUAUAAUAAUUGGUAUUUUUUGGGAUACAACUACAUAAUUAUUGUUAUCCCCUUUUUCAUUUUUUCAUGGUUUAGUUAAACUUUAUACGAAAUUUAAUUUUCUCAUCGUCUUUUUUCUUUUCUUCGCAUUUUUUACUUAAAAAUGAAAAAAUAAAAAAAUUUUGACCACUGAGCGGAUCGAACGCCCAACCUUUCGAUCUGGAGUCGAACGCGCUACCAUUGCGCCAAGCAGUCGACAUAUAAACCACUCUUCAAUUGCAUACUUAUAGUUUGACCCUUUGCAAAGAUACAAUCACAUUGUUUGAUAAAAUUUGUGUUACGUACUAGUCUUACAGCAACAAUUAUUAGGUUCAAGAUAUUUCUAUUUUGAGAUGAUAUGGUAAACCAAUUAUGAAUAAUCAAAGGGGAAUAUUUGAUGAUUUGAUGGAAUUUUUCUUUAUUCAUGAAAGGUUAUUAAAGAAUAUGAAAAUAAAAAACGAAAAUAAAGUUUUUCAAGCUAAUUGAAAUUAACCACACUCAAAUGUUUUGAUUUUUCAUAUAUUUUUUGCUCAUGAUAAUAAAAACCAAAAAAGGUAACACUCUGAAGAAAAAAACCCUGGAGAAAAAAACCGUUGUUCCCUUCCCUCUUCAGCAAAAAAUAAAGAGCGGAGAAUGUGCGCUCUGAUGAUAACGCAUGCAAGGGGGAUGUUUUUGGGUUUUCAAAUGCUAGAGUCAUGGUUUUUUUUUGUUUUGUCGUCGUUUUUUUAGUUUUUCUUUUGGAAAUUUUGAUUUUGCUACACCCAUUCCCAAAGAUAACAAGCAAUUACUAAUCAGCUUAUUACAUAUUAGAUCUUCCAGAAUUUCAAAUCCUUUUUUUUCGAACCAAAUUUCAUGAUUUCAGUCUUGAAUUGAUUGGAAUUCAUUUGUUGAGAAUCGUUAGAAUACUUUCUUAAGAAAAUAUCAUUUUUUAACCAAUUUUUUUUCAGUUACGUAUUUGUAA
Molecule: messenger RNA, 7778 nt
Organism: Caenorhabditis angaria
Lineage: Eukaryota; Metazoa; Nematoda; Chromadorea; Rhabditida; Rhabditidae
Source: the annotation of a GenBank genome assembly